AUGAUGAAGAAAUUUGCUCGUGCCUACUCUUCGGCGUCAGCCACUCUUGGCUCAAACCCUGUUCCCCCUUCAAAGAUUCAGUACAUUCCUACUUCGGGAAAAUACCCCAAAGGCUUUAUCGCUUCAGGUGUUUUGGCUGGCGUCAAGCCUGGCAAUACCAGCAAGCCCGACAUCGCCCUCGUCACUUCUGAUCGUCCCUGCGCCGCCGCUGGUGUCUUCACAAAGAACAAGUUCCAGGCUGCUCCUGUGACCUAUAGCAGGAAGCUUUUGCAGCAGAAGAAGAACGCGGGCCUGCGAAGUGUGGUUGUCAAUUCUGGUAAUGCGAAUGCUGUCACCGGCACCGGAGGUCUUGAAGAUGCUACCAGUAUGGCCCGCACAACAGAUCAGAGGGUUGGUGAUGAGGACUCUACUAUUGUGAUGAGCACUGGAGUCAUUGGCCAAAGGCUGCCAAUUCAGAAGAUUCUCGAUAAGAUCCCUACGGCUGUUAGCAAGGCUGGCAGUUCUCACGAGAACUGGCUUGAUUGUGCAAAGGCCAUCUGUACCACAGAUACUUUCCCUAAGCUCAUGUCUCGAUCCUUUGAGCUUCCUUCUUCUCCAGGUGUUGAGUAUCGCAUUGCUGGUAUGACAAAGGGUGCAGGCAUGAUUGCCCCCAACAUGGCGACUCUUCUUACCAUCCUGGCUACUGAUGCUCCUAUCUCCCCUGCGGUCAUGCCUAAUGUUCUUCGACAUGCGGUGGACCGAUCGUUCAACUCCAUCACCAUUGAUGGUGACACUUCCACCAAUGAUACUGUUGCUCUUCUUGCUAACGGUGCCGCUGGCGGAAAGGAGGUCACUUCUGAGCAGUCUCCAGACUACAAAGCCUUCCAGGAGCUCCUCACCGAGUUCUCUAUUGACUUGGCCAAGUAUGUCGUCCGAGACGGUGAGGGUGCUACCAAGUUUGUUACUAUCCGUGUUGUCGACAGUGCUUCUGAGGAGGCAGCCCGUGAGAUUGGUCGAUCGAUCGCCAAGUCCCCCCUCGUUAAGACUGCUCUGUACGGAAAGGAUGCCAACUGGGGCCGUGUCCUUUGCGCCACCGGAUAUGCUCUCAUUUCGCCUCCUGGUCAACCUGUGAAUGACGUUCCUGAGAUCACUCCCGAGCGCACCAAUGUCUCCUUCGUCCCUACCGAUGGCUCAGCUGAGCUGAAGCUGCUCGUGGACGGCGAGCCCGAGCAGGUCGACGAGAAGCGAGCAUCGGAGAUUCUCGCUAUGGAAGACCUCGAGAUCGUUGUCAGGUUAGGUACAGGCGACAAGUCUGCUGUACACUAUACCUGCGACUUCAGCCAUGACUAUGUCACUAUCAAUGGUGACUACCGAACUUGA
Messenger RNA from Fusarium tjaetaba, 1359 nucleotides. RefSeq names its product arginine biosynthesis mitochondrial. The record is from RefSeq and is a predicted model, not a curated record. The transcript is spliced from 2 exons. Gene Ontology annotation, molecular function: L-glutamate N-acetyltransferase activity, acting on acetyl-CoA as donor; L-glutamate N-acetyltransferase activity, acting on acetyl-L-ornithine as donor. Gene Ontology annotation, biological process: L-arginine biosynthetic process; L-ornithine biosynthetic process. Bases 1 to 1359 code for a protein of 452 amino acids. Gene Ontology annotation, cellular component: mitochondrial matrix. NCBI's taxonomy places the organism in Eukaryota, Fungi, Ascomycota, Sordariomycetes, Hypocreales, Nectriaceae.